AUGAAACCAAAGAAGCUAAUUGCGGCAGAUGUGGAGAGGAGGUGUCCGGUCCAUGCUUCAGCUGUGCCGAAUGUGGAUUUUCACUCCACAAGAGAUGUGCGGAGGCACCUUCACAGUUCCAUCACCCUUUCCAUCGCCAACACCCUCUCGUUCUUCGAUCAAAACACCCAUACAAGGGAGGACGUAUUUGCAAAUUUUGCGAUGAAAGCUAUCGCAACACCACCACCUUUCAUUAAAGGAAAAUACCAUGAACACCCGUUCACCCUGUUCUGGAAACAAGCCUCGUUCAUCUGCGAUGCAUGUGGCCUUGAAGGAAAUUCUGUUUCCUAUACAUGCUCUGCAUGCAACUUUGUAAUCCAUCCAAAAUGUGCUUCAAUACCACCUAUAAUAAAAGUCCCACGCCAUGAUCACCCCAUUUUUCACAACUAUUUCCUCUCCGGGAACGAGUUAAAGAAUCGGGAUUGCAAGUUUUGCGACACCGAGGUUAAUAUAGACUAUGGGUGUUAUUAUUGCUCAGAUGAUGAGGGACUUGAUGAUGAUUUGACAUCCAUUAAUCCCAUCACUUGUUUCAUUGAGCAAAAUGAGACUGGAGAAAUGAUAAGAAUAAAACAUUUCAGUCAUGCACAUGAUCUGAUAUUAAGUGACAAUUUCACGGAUAAUGAUAAGACCUGUGAUGGUUGCAUGCUACAAAUCUUGACCUCAUUUUACUAUUGUUCCUCGUAUUGUGACUUCUAUCUUCACAAAAGUUGUGCUGAAUCACUCAGGAAGAAGUUGCGUUGGUUUCAUGCACAUCUACAAGGACUUAUCCUUAUUGUCGGCUACAUUUUCAAAUGCAACUUAUGCGAUUGUGAGAGCAGCGGCUUUGCUUAUAAAUGUGAAGUAUGUAAUGAGCAUUUUUUCCUUCCAAGUGUGGUUGAUAGAGAUUAUAGAAUCAAACAUCCAGCACAUGAACACCCUCUCUUCUUCUUAGAAAAGGUCCAUGGGAAUUGCAAAGCCUGCGGUGAAUCAUGGGUAAACCUACAUAGAUGCAAGCGUUGUGAUUUCAAUCUGGACUUUUCUUGUCAAUCAUUGCCGCUUACAGUUCGAGACAGGCGUGAUGAACAUCCACUCGCACUCACGUACCAGGAAGGCAAUGAUUAUUCAGAAUAUCUUUACUGUGACAUCUGUGAGAAAGAAAGAGACCCAAAUCACUGGUUUUAUCGUUGUGAAACUUGUGAUUUAUCUGCUCAUCUCAAAUGUGUUCCUCAAAGCCGUCUGUUGAUCAAACCUGGAAGUAAGUUCAAAGCAGAAGGCCUCCACACACAUCCUCCUCCUCCUCUUCCCAUAUUUAUUAUGAGUGUGUUGAUCAAACCUGGCAGCAUGUUCAAAGAAGAAGUUCACCACCAACAUCCUCUUACUUUUGUACGCAAGCCUCAUUGUUAUCUGUCAUGUCGCAUAUGCAGUAAGCUCUGUGAAGAUUUGGCUCUCGAAUGUGCAGACUCUACAUGCAAUUAUACUGUCAAUUGGGAAUGUGUGAAGCCUGCUGACUUCGGCAGAGCAAUAGACCAGUUGCGCUUCACAGAACUCAAACAGAUUGUUAAAGUUGGAGGAAAACAAGAUUAUCAAAAACAAGGUUCAAUGGGGAUGGAUCAAAGUAGCCGAUUCAAAUCUUGCAGGGAUGUGAAAGCUUGGUUCUGUUUGAUUGAUGGUGUUAUUGUGUUUCUAUUUUCAUUGUCUGAAAAAUAA
Molecule: messenger RNA, 1725 nt
Organism: Hibiscus syriacus
Lineage: Eukaryota; Viridiplantae; Streptophyta; Magnoliopsida; Malvales; Malvaceae
Exons: 3
Coding region: 1-1725 (574 amino acids)
Source: RefSeq, a predicted model, not a curated record